Molecule: messenger RNA, 3050 nt
Organism: Zingiber officinale
Lineage: Eukaryota; Viridiplantae; Streptophyta; Magnoliopsida; Zingiberales; Zingiberaceae
Exons: 3
Coding region: 348-2618 (756 amino acids)
Source: RefSeq, a predicted model, not a curated record
UAUCCUCCUUGUGUGUGAGUGUUGUGUGGGUGUGUGUGUGUGUGUGAGUGUUGUGUGGGUGUGGGUGUGUGUGUGAGAGAGAGGGAGACGCUGGGGGCGAGCUCGGCCCCGAUAAGAGAGACAAAGAUCAGAUAUCACAUACAUUAAUCUUUUCCUGUUUGUUUAAUCGCUUUGUUUAGUAGAAGCGAAUCAUUCGUGCCCAAAUGCCAAGUUUUCCAUGCAAAGAGAGCCGAAGGUAGCGACUUCAGCAGCGCCGCCGGCGUCCAUUGGGUCAUUUCUCUGGUACCGGUUGCUAUCAGCUGUGCCGGCGGCGGAUUCUUCUCGUUAUUCGGUGAACGCUGCUGUUCAUGUUAACUAUGGGACAAGAUGUCGUUUUUGAGCGUCAAAAUCAUUCUCAAGCAAGACUGAGGAAUAGAGUUGCUACCGUGCCAAGUCGGAGCAGUAAGAAGGUAGAGGAGAAUGAAAGAAAAAGAUUGCCUGCGAACAGAUACAAGUACCUGAAUAGGUUGGAUGAUGAUUUGAGAGAACUCAAUCGCAGUUAUUCGUCGAGUCUUGAUUAUGAAAGCAUGAACUCCAGAAAGCUCAGUGCUGAUAAUGAAGUGCUAAAAAGAGGAUCCAUGUAUCAAAGCUCUAAAGAAGUCAGGAGAAUGAGAAAGCAACGAGAAGGGAGGAUAAAAGUAGACUCCGGGUGCAAUGAAGAUGCUUUCAUUUCGUUUGAGAUUAUAGAUCACGUGCCUCAGCAUGUUGCUAAUAAAUCUAAUCAGUUUCCAGAUAAGAAAUUUUUGCCUCUUGUGAGUUCGAAUUCAGAUUUAGUUAAUUCGAUAAGCACAAGCUCCACGGAGUUUCUGGAUCUUUCAUUCCGUGAUCUUCUUAACAAGCCUUUUGUUACUGACAAGACUUGCUUAGACUUUGUACCAGCAAAAGGCAGUAGCAUAGAUGAUUUCAUGGAAAUCUGUUUGCAUUCUGUCGACAAACAAACUCCUAGAGAAGUUGUUCCUCGGUUUUUAGAACUGGGUCUGCUCAAGGAUCGAAAGGCUCACUGCUAUGAAAAAAUUCAUCCUGCAGAAAAUACUUUUGAAAGAGAUUCGGCAAACAUUCUUCCAAAAUGCUUCUCAGAAAAUGCAAAAAUGUCACAUGCUUUUUUGGGUUUGGAACACAGCAUAGCUGAUGCAAGAGGAUCAAAAACUAAAUUUAGUCAGCUGAAAAGAAUCUUUGAUCCGAUCUUGAAAUCCAAAUCUUUGCGAGAUUCGUUUCCUGCAGGAACACAAAACACUGGGCUGAAGGCAGCAUUACAGAAAUCUUUACUAAAUGAGAUUUCUACAAAAGAAGAGGAUAUAAAACUUGGUUCAUGUUUGACUCAAGGAGCGUUCUUACAGGCUGCCAUAUCUCCUGCUCAUCUACACGGAAUUCUUAAAUUGGAUAUAGAAAAUGGUCACCCUUCGUUUGAGUUCUCUCUACAAGAUCCAGAAGAAGUCCUAUUGGCAAAGACUUGGAAAACUGCUAGUGCAUUUAAUUGGGUUUACACAUUUCAUAGCUCUAAGAAGAAGAUCAACACUAGUCGGGGGACUGACGACAAGCAUGGAACUUUGCCUCCUUUAGUUGGGCAGAUGCAGGUUUCUUGUUAUCUAUGCUCGGAACUCAGAGAAAAUGGAUCCUUGUUUAACUCGACUGUAACGGAGUUUGUGUUGUAUGACAUUACACGAGCAAGAAGGAAUUUUUCCAUUGAAGAAAGAUCCAAGUGUUGUUCAGAUCCAGCUCAAGCUGUAUCUAGCAAUGUAGUGGAAGAUCUGACACCAGCAGGAGCGCCAGAGAGAAACAAAUCAGCAGAGUACCUGGAUUCAUCCAGACUUGGAUUAAGUAGUUGCAACUCCGAUACUUCAGCCUCUUACCCUUGGUUAUCGAAAGAUUUACAUCCACAACAUGAGAUUGCAGCAAUUGUGAUCCAAGUUCCCUUCAACAAAAAGGAAAAUUCAAUAGAAAAGGAAGAGUUUCGCCCUAAAGGGAACCAAAAAGCAUCUAGAUGUUCCCCAAUUGAUCGGAGAAAGGAAACAAGAAGUCACAUGAAUUAUCCAAUUGUAAAGGUUGUCACUCCAAGUGGGAAUCAUGGCCUUCCUAAUACUGUUGGUGCUGGCCCAUCUUCACUUCUCGACAGAUGGAGGUUUGGUGGAGGCUGUGAUUGCGGUGGCUGGGACAUGGCCUGCCCAAUUAUUGUGUUUGAUAAUCAACAAGGGGAUGAUUGGAUAAACCAUUCAGCAUCGGAAUUUCAAACACCCAUGUCACUUUUUCUUCAGGGAAGCAAGGAAAAUGUACCUGCACUAACGAUAAUGGCCGAUAAAAAAGGGCAAUAUUCAGUCUAUUUUCACGCACAAUUCUCCGCGCAACAAGCAUUUUCAAUCUGCAUUGCCAUAUUACAUUCCUCUGAACUGUCUUCUGCCAUCACUCAGGAGAAGACCAGACAAAGGUUAUAUUCUAAUUCCGUACGGUUGCUCCUCGAGGAAGAAGUGAGGCAUCUGAUUGAAGCCGCUGAAAGCGAAGAGAAAAGAAAAGCAAAAGAGGGAGUAGAACAAAUACCUCCCUUUUUCCUAGACACACCUUUCUCUCCUAUGGGCAGGGUGUAGAUUUAGUCCUCAAAGGUCAAGAAAUUCCCCAAAGCAGCUUGCUAUACACCACUUGAAGACCGGAACCAUAGAUGAAGAUCAGUUGCCUAUUUCAGUCCAUGUAGCAACUGUGUUAGUUCUUGUGCAUUCUCAUAAGUGAUAGAAAAGGAUACGGUGCCAUCUAAAUGAUACUGAUACAUGACCGUAUGCGAUGGAGAAAUAUUGUAAAUCACGAGUGCAGAUGCUAAAUUCAUCGGCAACUCUUUUGCGUCUAAAGGAUUGAUCAGUCGACGACGAGGAUUCAACUAGUGAGAGAAAUCAGGUACAACCACAAAAGCAAUUGAAAUGAAGUGGUUUGUUUGAUCAUGGAGAGUAGUGUAGUUUGAAGUUUGUAUGUAGCUAAUGAUCUAUAAUGAAAAUUUCACUUCGAUCAUGGUUUAUAUUUUUCAUGUA